This is a messenger RNA of Brassica napus (rape), 1229 nucleotides long. RefSeq names its product casein kinase II subunit alpha-1-like. Gene Ontology annotation, molecular function: protein serine/threonine kinase activity; ATP binding. Lineage: Eukaryota; Viridiplantae; Streptophyta; Magnoliopsida; Brassicales; Brassicaceae. Gene Ontology annotation, cellular component: protein kinase CK2 complex; cytosol; nucleus. Gene Ontology annotation, biological process: protein phosphorylation. The record is from RefSeq and is a predicted model, not a curated record. Bases 101 to 1018 code for a protein of 305 amino acids. The transcript has 7 exons.
CUAGGUCCGUUUUGGAAAAUCACGUUAGCGCAGAAACUACGCAAAAGGAAGAAAAAAAACGAGAUCAGAAUCACCUGCGGGAGAGCGUAGUGAAUGAUACAUGUGCCAUUCUUCCUCACCUCGAAUCUCCUCCUCGACGUCUCUUGCUAGUGAAGUGUUCGAGGGAUUUAACGUGAACACCAAGGAGAAGUGCAUCGUCAAGAUCCUCAAGCCUGUUAAGAAAAAGAAGAUAAGAAGAGAGAUUAAGAUACUUCAGAACCUAUGCGGUGGGCCGAACAUUGUGAAGCUCUUUGAUGUUGUUAGAGAUCAACAACACUCGAAAACUCCGAGUUUGAUAUUUGAGUACGUCAACAGCACGGACUUUAAAGUUCCGUACCCUACACUGACUGAUUACGACAUUCGUUACUACAUCUAUGAGCUCUUGAAGGCAUUGGAUUACUGCCACUCGCAAGGGAUCAUGCACAGAGAUGUGAAGCCUCACAAUGUUAUGAUUGACCAUGAGCUGCGUAAGCUUCGGCUGAUAGGUUGGGGUCUUGCUGAGUUUUACCACCCUGGGAAGGAGUACAAUGUGCGUGUGGCAUCAAGAUACUUUAAGGGACCUGAACUUCUUGUGGACUUGCAAGACUAUGACUAUUCGUUGGAUAUGUGGAGCCUUGGUUGUAUGUUUGCUGGGAUGAUAUUCCGUAAGGAACCUUUCUUCUACGGGCAUGACAAUCAGGAUCAGCUUGUGAAAAUCGCCAAGGUACUUGGGGCAGAUGAGUUGAAUGCGUAUCUAGAUAAGUACCAGUUAGAACUUGAACCACAACUUGAAGCACUCGUUGGGCGGCAUAGCAGGAAGCCUUGGUCCAAAUUCAUCAACGCGGACAAUCAGCAUCUAGUCUCACCCGAGGCGAUUGAUUUCCUGGACAAGCUGCUCCGGUAUGAUCAUCAAGACAGACUUACUGCAAAAGAAGCCAUGGCACAUGCUUACUUCGCGCAAGUAAGGGCAGCAGAAACCAGCAGGAUGAGAAGUCAAUGAAACUCACGAGUGAGAGAUCUGUCUGGCAAGAUGAUGAUGAUGGUUAAGUGUUUGAUCUUUUCUUCAAAUAUUUUCUAAACAAUAUAUGUGUGUGAUGUUUUUCUUUUUGGCCAACGUUAAAACACCCUGUAUUGAAUUACAACGUAUAAAAGUUGUAAACAUUUGUUUUAUGAAUGGUUAUUAUAUUAUUUACACUCUGGCUGCCCCAUAU